Messenger RNA from Scleropages formosus (Asian bonytongue), 5093 nucleotides. It is a transcript of the gene clip2, whose product is annotated as CAP-GLY domain containing linker protein 2. Lineage: Eukaryota; Metazoa; Chordata; Actinopteri; Osteoglossiformes; Osteoglossidae. The coding region runs from base 560 to 3694 and encodes 1044 amino acids. The transcript is spliced from 17 exons. Gene Ontology annotation, biological process: cytoplasmic microtubule organization. Gene Ontology annotation, cellular component: nucleus; cell cortex; microtubule plus-end. Gene Ontology annotation, molecular function: microtubule plus-end binding. The record is from RefSeq and is a predicted model, not a curated record.
GCUAGGACGGGGACGGGGACGGACAGGACAGCGCGCCGCCGCCGCCGUCGCCGAAUCGCUACGGUCCGCCAACCAACACACCGGCGGCACGCACGAAACACACACGCUCGGACGGCGGGGAACGGCCGUUUCCGCUGCGAUUUAGCGCGUAUGAAGCGCGCGCUGUGCGCCGAUCGCACGCAGCCGCCGUCAGGGAGGGAGAAACGCGCUGCUCUGCUCUGCGCCGCUCUGCGCCAAAAACAAUGGGAGCGAGCAGAGAAGCCCGCAAAUGACACAAAAUAUCCAGCGUAUCCGCGCGCUCUUUUGUCCCAUCGUUGAGGCUCGGAGGCUGGGCUCGCGAUCGCUCCGCUUUCCUCUGGUUCUCUAGAGCGCGGCCGGUUUCGAACCCGAGCUCUGCGUCUGUGUGUGAAAAGGGCGGUGGGGGGAAAAUAAUUCAGGUUCGGCCUGCGCCUCUUUUUAAGGGAAAUGGGACGGGGGGCUUGCCGUUCCCACCGCUAAAGUUUACGCCACCUCCUCCGGAAGCUGGCCAUUUCGAGCAGAGAAGCCUUUGCAGAAUACGAUGAGCAUGCUGAAGCCAAGCGGGCUGAAGAUCCCUGGGAGAGGGCCAAAGCACCCGAGCCCAGUGGGGCGAAGUGCGGCUGGCGUGUCCUCCGGCACGCCCACGCAGAAAGACAGCUCCCCGCACAAGCAGACCGCUCCCACACCCAGCAACGCUUCCGACAAAUCCAGCUCCAAGAUCUCGGAGGUGGGGGAUGAUGUGCUCGGGGACUUCGUAGUCGGAGAACGAGUCUGGGUGAAUGGGGUGAAGCCGGGAUGCAUCCAGUACCUGGGGGAAACCCAGUUUGCUCCUGGACAGUGGGCCGGCGUUGUGCUCAAUGAGCCAGUGGGCAAAAACGAUGGAUCUGUGGGCGGCGUGCGCUACUUCGAGUGCCCGCCUCUGCAGGGCAUCUUCACGAGGCCCUCCAAGCUCACGCGACAGCCAGUAGCAGACGGGGGCGAUGGCCACUCUGUGGACCCGCUCACCGCCCAGAACCUGACAGUCCAUGGCAGUGCCGUGGCAGCUACAUCAACCCAGCGUGCAGGAAUGCCACUGAGGGAGGGUGUGCUCAACAGCUCUGUAAAGACCGGGAACGAGUCCGGUUCCAACAUGUCUGACAGCGGAUCGGUCAAGAAAGGGGGCGACAAGGACCUCCGAGUGGGAGAUCGUGUGUUGGUGGGAGGCACCAAAACGGGUGUGGUCCGCUACGUGGGCGAGACGGACUUCGCCAAAGGCGAAUGGUGUGGCGUGGAGCUGGACGAGCCUCUGGGCAAAAACGAUGGCGCUGUCGCUGGCACCAGGUACUUCCAGUGCCCGCCGAAAUUCGGCCUCUUCGCACCAAUCCACAAAGUGAUCCGCAUCGGCUUCCCAUCCACCAGUCCGGCCAAGGCCAAGAAGAGCAAGCGCAUGGCCAUGGGCGUCUCCUCCCUGGCACACAGCCCGAGCAGUUCCUCCAUCAGCUCUGUCAGCUCUGUGGCCUCCUCUGUGGGUGGCCGGCCCAGCCGCACUGGCCUGCUCACGGAGACGUCCUCACGCUACGCCCGCAAGAUCUCCGGCACCACGGCACUGCAGGAGGCCUUGAAAGAGAAGCAGCAGCACAUUGAGCAGCUGUUAGCUGAGCGUGACCUGGAGCGAGCUGAGGUGGCCAAGGCCACCAGCCACAUCUGUGAAGUGGAGAAGGAGCUUAGUGCCCUCAAAGCCCAGCAUGCACAGUAUGCAGCAGAGGCUGAGAGCAACUUGCAGCAGAUUCGGUCCCAGCUGGCCAGCACUCAGAAGGACAAGAUAGAACUGGCCAAUCAGCUUGAAGAAGAGAGAAGGAAAGUGGAGGACCUGCAGUUCCGAGUGGAGGAGGAAUCCAUCACCAAAGGCGACCUCGAGACUCAGACGAAAUUGGAGCAUGCCCGUAUUCGGCAGCUCGAGCAGACUCUGCUGUUAGAAAGGUCCAAAGUGGAAAAGCUUCAGACAGAAUUAGAGGAAAAGAGGCAAACCACGGUGGAGGAGAAGAGCCGGGUGAUGCAGCUUGAGGAAGAGCUGGCCCUGCGCAGGGCUGAGAUCGAGGAGCUCCAGGUCAGACUCCAGAGCCCCAACCCGGCCGAGGGCAGCGACACCUCACCCGGUCUGCACACCGAGGCCCUCCUUCUGAGGGAGCAGCUCCUGACAGCUGGUCGUGAGCAUCACAAAGAGAGCAACCAGCUGCGGGAGAAGUACGAGGCGGCGCUUGCCGCUAGCCGACGCGAGACAGUGAGGCUGAAGACCACAGCUGAUCGUCAGGCCCAGGAAAUUGGAGACUUGAAGCAAAAGCUGCAGCAAGCCACACGGGAGAAUAUGGAGAUGAUGGACAGCUGGAAGUCCAAGCUGGAUACUUUGGUGAACGCCCACCAGAGAUCACUGGAGGAUCUCAAGUCUUCCCUCACGACUGACGGUGCCAAGGGUGGCCAGGACAAGGACCUGGUGGAGCUGCGGACAGCCUUGGAGAGCCUCCGCAUGGAGCACCAGCUGGAGCUGGAGAACCUGAAGGCCAAGCAUGAGAUCGAGACAGCCGUGUUGACCAAGGAGAAGGAAGACCACCGAGCCCGGCUGCAGGAGGUGCAGGAUGAGCUGGAGGAGAGCAGCGAGAACUGGAGGAGGCAGGUGGAGUCCAAAGCCUUGCAGCACGCCCUGGAGCUGAAGGAGAACACGGAUAAGCUGCAGGAGGCCGAGCUGAGGCUCUGCGAGCUGGAGAAGCUCUGUGAGGAGUACAAGGAGCAGGCUCACACCAAAGACCUUCUGAAGGAGCAGCUCUCCCUGGCCCAGAAGAAGAUGGUGGACUAUGAGGCUUUGCAGAAGGCUGAAGCCCAGAGUCGGUCCCAGAUCCAUAGUCUGGAGGAGAAGUUGAGGGUGACUGAGAACCGCCUGCAGGCAAUGGAGGCUGUCCAUGCACCUCAGGACGCCAAUAUGAUAGAAAAUAAUGACAUCAGUGAAGAGAAGAUCAAAUUAAAGCAGAAUGCGGAAGAAACCAUGGAGAAGCUUUUGAAAAGGGAAAAGGAGGUGACUACGCUGUCAUCGCAGGUCGAAGCCCUCAAAUCUCAAGUAACCGGCCUGGAGAGCAAGGUUCGUUCCGGGGAGAAGAAAGCCGAAGCUCUCCAGCGGGAGAAGCAGCGCCUGGAAGCUGAGCUGGAAUCGAUGAGCAAGAAAUCCCAUGAUGCAUCUGGUCAGCUGGUUCUCAUCAGUCAGGAGCUCUUAAAAAAGGAAAGGAGCCUGAAUGAGCUGCGAGUGCUACUGCUGGACUCCCCCCGGCACUCCACCGGCCUGGACCGGGAUCUCAGCUGGGAGGUGCACAAGGCUGAGUGGAGAAUGAAGGAACAGAUGCUGCAGGAUGACAUCAAGACCCUGCGGGAGAAACUGGUCCUUCUGGGGCGGGAGAAGUCAUCGCCAGACCACCGCAGGUACUCUAUGAUGGACCCGUCGGCCCUGGACAGCGAAAUGACCAGGCUGCAGCAGAGGCUGCGGUGCACUGAAGAUGCCCUGAGGAACGCUCUCGAGCACAACCAGCAGGUGGAUCAGCUGGUGGAGGCCAUGCGCACCCGGCCCGAGAGAACCCAGGCGCAAAGCAGUGCCAGUUCUGCCAACGGGAUUCAUCAGCAAGAAAAGCCGUAUAGAGAAGAGGAAACUCACUGAUGAAGGAGAGGUGGGAAAUGGUGUUGGGAUUUGGGACAUGUCAGAAGCACGUUGUGAACAACAGAGCAGCCACUCUCAACCUCCAACACUGGGGAAAAGUUCUGACACAUCACCAGACGCUUGACGGUGUUCUACGUUUACAGUUAUCGCCAAAAUCAUAAAUUCUCGAUUCGAAGCGGCGAAUUAGUGCGUUAGUGGAGGCUGCUUUCGAAAGGUUUUCGAAAUUCCCUUGAAUACUCUUAAAACGUGGAGGUAAAAUCUGUAGAACAGCUCUUUGCAACUAAUGUAUACCCUUUGGACUACCUCCCGAUAGAAGUAUGAGCAUAAAAGAACACGUGAAGGAGCCGGAAUUUUCUUGUAUAGAAUGAGUUCUAAAUCUUCUGAGGACUUAUUGAAUGCCUUCUGUAGACUUCUGCAAUUUUGGGACUAGCUGAAGUUAAUCAAGAUUUUUGGCCUCGAUUGAUGUUUCUGUUUAAUUUAUUGCUGUGCUGUAAAUUAAACAUUAUCUCUGUGUGACAUGAUUUGGCCAGUGACACACACAUUUGGACAGAACAACCUGCUAAACCUCAUCUACUUUGAAUGACUUGAGCUUCAUUACCCUCCCCAGAGUCUGUUGUGUACAUGUAAAAUUUUAAAAAGCAAACAAAAUACGGAAAGGCUGCUGGAUCCAGCUGGGGCCUUUUUUCUGAGUUUUUCAAUAUUCACUUUUUGACCUUUGAGUAAUAUGUUCAAACCAACCGAAUCAAUCCAAGAGGACUGUGCAACAGCACUUGCCGAACUACACCAAACUCGACACAGCGUUUAUGGUUUACACUAAAUCUGGUCAGUUGGGAGGAUGACUUUAUUUAAACAACAGUAUUAUUAUGUGUUAUAAAUAAUACAAACAACUGCUCUCUACUCUUGACACUGUCCAGCCCUCUGGAGUUCGGUUAGGGCCAGCUGGUCAGAAGGGCUUUGGUCUUUUCUCAACAAGGGCACUUCUUGGUGAGGUGAAACCAUACAACUCCACAUGUAAAACUCUACUGAGGUUUGCCCAUCCAGCUCCACAACUGAAAAACAUAAUUGCGUUUGCUCAUCCACAUGCUGUUGUAAAGUAAGUGACACACUCAGUCUUCCAAACAUGUUUAUCUCCAUAUUCACUCAGCUGAAUUUCCAUUACUUUAAUCCGGUAUUGCAUUUGCUGGACAGCAAUGAGUGCUUUGAGCAUAUUGCAAAACAUUCCCGGCAUUUUCAAAAAUUCAAAGAAAUUUUGUAAGAUAUUUUAAGUAAAAAAGAAACAGCCUAACCCACAUCAGCCACCAUUAAAAUUAGGAUUUAUCAGUGUCAUUCAAACAAGCAUAAUGCCAUUUUUUUCUGCUGUAAUCCUCCUCAUACUCUAUAAUACUGUAAUGAAAUGGUU